Phyllostomus hastatus (greater spear-nosed bat) is the source of this 780-nucleotide messenger RNA. RefSeq names its product chromosome unknown C1orf53 homolog (gene CUNH1orf53). The coding region runs from base 62 to 499 and encodes 145 amino acids. The transcript has 3 exons. The record is from RefSeq and is a predicted model, not a curated record. Lineage: Eukaryota; Metazoa; Chordata; Mammalia; Chiroptera; Phyllostomidae.
CGCGCAGUGGAAGGCGGGGCCAGGACUCCGCGAGGGCGGGGCGGCUCGGCCUGCGGCGGCCAUGACAUCCAGGCAGAUCCCGGCGCUGGUGGGUGCGGCGCUCGGGGGUCAGCGUCCCGCUGCCCCCUGGCCACGGCCCCUCUGGGUCACAGCAAGGUUCCACCAGCACCCCAGCGUCACCCUCUGCUUUGCUUCUGAGCGAGAUCGCGGCGGUGCCGGGUCCCCCUCGCAGGACGGGCCCGUGGGGGCGGAGAGGCUCCCGGCGAGUCAAGAGUUAACCGCGGCAGAGCGACAGAUCGCGGACUUGCACGCGGCCGCCUGCGCGGCCGGCCAGCUCAGCUACCUGGACCCGGCCACCGGCUACGUGGUGCUGACGCAGCUCGCGCACGCGCGGAGGGGCUGGUGCUGCGGCUCUGCCUGCAGACACUGUCCGUACGGCCAAGUCAACGUCAAAGAUCCAGCCAAGAAGAAGCAAUUCAAUUCCUAUUUUUACGUUUGACAAGAAUGUCAUCUCUGUUCUCCUGCAUUAAACCUUAUUUAAAGAAACCAGCACCCCAACCCAGAACGGUUCUCUGCCUCUCAGUGCUUGAGCGCCAGGCCCAUCGUAAGGGUAUCUAUGAAAAGGACAUCGAUACAAUGAAAAAGCUAGCACGCGUUGGGGUAUUGAUAGUUAUUUUUCUUUUUGCCUCCCUCACUAUCGGACACAUAUGUUGAAGAAAGAAAAUAGCGAAUGUUCCAUUCAAUAAAGACUAGAACCCGGUGGCACCGGUCCCCCCUGAA